Trifolium pratense (red clover) is the source of this 1525-nucleotide messenger RNA. Its product is annotated as NAC domain-containing protein 100-like. The record is from RefSeq and is a predicted model, not a curated record. Gene Ontology annotation, molecular function: DNA binding. Gene Ontology annotation, biological process: regulation of DNA-templated transcription. Lineage: Eukaryota; Viridiplantae; Streptophyta; Magnoliopsida; Fabales; Fabaceae. Bases 326 to 1237 code for a protein of 303 amino acids. The transcript is spliced from 3 exons.
UCUUUCACUCCAAAAACAUCAAUAUUUUUAGUCUUUUUCUCUCUUCUUUUUUUCCACUUAUUAACAUUCCACUCUCACAAUUACCACCAUUUUUCUCAUCACUUUCACAUAUCUUUAUUCAUCUUCAAUUUUUCACUUCAAUCCUUACCUUUUCUCUCUCACUUUAUAGAUUCUUCUCAAUUCAAUUUUUUUGUGAAAAAAUUUAGUCUUUUAAUAACCCUUUAAGGUUUUAAGCUUAUAGAGGUGUUUUAUUUUUUUUUUUGUUGAUAUUUCAAAACUAGAGUGACGUCCCUUUUGAUUUUUCUCUAUAAAGAUUGAAAUUUUAAUGGAAAAUGUUUCAGUUAUGUGUAAGGAAGAGGAUCAAAUGGAUUUGCCACCAGGGUUUAGGUUUCAUCCAACUGAUGAAGAGCUUAUUAGCCAUUAUCUUCUAAGAAAAGUAACUGACACAAACUUUUCUGCUAAGGCCAUUGGAGAGGUUGAUUUAAACAAAUCUGAACCUUGGGAUUUGCCAUGGAAAGCAAAAAUGGGUGAGAAAGAAUGGUAUUUUUUUUGUGUGAGAGAUAGAAAGUAUCCAACUGGUUUAAGGACUAAUAGAGCAACUGAAGCUGGAUAUUGGAAAGCAACAGGAAAAGAUAAGGAAAUUUAUAGAGGAAAAUCUCUUGUUGGAAUGAAGAAAACUCUUGUUUUCUAUAAAGGAAGAGCACCUAAAGGAGAGAAAACUAAUUGGGUGAUGCAUGAAUAUAGACUUGAUGGUAAAUUGUCUAUUCAUAAUCUCCCUAAAACUGCAAAGCAGAAUGAGUGGGUGAUUUGCAGGGUAUAUCAGAAGAGUUUAUCAAGCAAAAAGACAUGUUUUUCUGGUGGGAUAAUGAGGUUAAACUCUUUUGGAAAUGAACUUGGUUCUUCUAUUCUUCCACCACUCACAGAAUCCUCACCUUAUUCCAUUGACAAAAUCAAAUCACCUUACGUGUCCUGCUUCUCCAAUCCAAUUGAAAGAAACCAAGUUGGAAUCUUUAAUACCUUUAGCAACAACCCUUUUGAGGUUCAUUCAAAUCAUUCAAUUAAUCUUCCAAAAAACACACUUUCUAUUGGUUCGUUUUACUCUAAUCAAGAGGUUCAAACCACACCAAAUUUGCCAUUAUCUGGUUCUGUUUAUAACAAUGGAUCAAACUUUGAGAAUCAGCAGCACCUACCUGUUUCAACUGCACCAAUAGAUAUAUCUACCUUGUGGAAUUAUUAAUCUCAAAUCAACUAGAAUUUGGAAGAAAAAAGACAAAAUUUUCAGCUGUAAAAGUUGAGGCAAAAGAGGAGUUACAUCAUCAUAUAUAAUUUAUUAGUGUUCUAUGUGUUUGUUAUGUUAUUUUUGUUUGUCUCUAUGGAAUUUAACCAAAAGAUGCAUUGAAUAAUAGUGAAGCGUACAGGUAUCUUCUGCGCAUAACUGCAAAGACUAAUCUCUCAAGCCUUUUUGCUUUAUUAUAUUUUGUACUAUAAGAAUUAUGAUUAUGGUGUUGUAAUAUAUUGUUUGUUU